Messenger RNA from Carlito syrichta (Philippine tarsier), 2523 nucleotides. RefSeq names its product solute carrier family 22 member 7 (gene SLC22A7). Gene Ontology annotation, biological process: transmembrane transport. Gene Ontology annotation, molecular function: transmembrane transporter activity. Gene Ontology annotation, cellular component: membrane. The transcript has 10 exons. NCBI's taxonomy places the organism in Eukaryota, Metazoa, Chordata, Mammalia, Primates, Tarsiidae. Bases 96 to 1736 code for a protein of 546 amino acids. The record is from RefSeq and is a predicted model, not a curated record.
GCCCCCAGAGUCCAAGGGUUCAUGUGGUGCAUAGGGUGAGCUGUUCUGGGUACUACAGAGGGAGCCUGCACUGGGGACACUGGUGGGUGAGCAGCAUGGGCUUUGAGGAGUUGCUGGACCAGGUGGGCGGCUUCGGGCCCUUCCAACUGAGGAAUGUGGCACUGCUGGCCCUGCCCCGGGUGCUGCUGCCCAUGCACUUCCUCCUGCCCAUUUUCCUGGCUGCUGUGCCCACCCACCGCUGUGCCCUACCUGGCACUCCUGCAAACUUCAGUCACCAGGAUGCAUGGUUGGAGGCCCACCUGCCCCGGGAGCCUGACGGCACGCUUAGCUCCUGCCUCCGCUUUGCCCACCCCCAGGCUCUGCCCAACAUCACAUUGAGCGGAGAGGGGCAGAGCCCUGGGGAGCUGGAGGAUGAACCCUCCACAGUGCCCUGCUCUCAGGGCUGGGAGUACGACCGCUCAGAGUUCUCCUCCACCAUUGCCACUGAGUGGGACUUGGUGUGUGAGCAGAAAGGCCUCAACAGAGCCACGUCCACCUUCUUCUUUGCUGGUGUGCUGGUGGGGGCUGUGGUCUUCGGAUACCUGUCGGACAGGUUUGGGCGGCGCCGUCUGCUGCUGGUGGCCUACAUAAGUGCCCUGGUGCUCGGCCUGGUGUCUGCAGCCUCAGUCAGCUAUGUAAUGUUUGCCAUCACCCGCACCCUCACUGGCUUGGCCCUGGCUGGCUUCACCAUCAUCGUGAUGCCACUAGAGCUGGAGUGGCUAGAUGUGGAGCACCGCACUGUAGCUGGCGUCCUGAGCGGCACCUUCUGGACGGGGGGCGUGAUGUUGCUGGCACUGGUUGGGUAUCUGAUCCGGGAUUGGCGAUGGCUUCUGCUGGCUGUCACCCUGCCUUGUGCCCUAGGCAUCCUCAGCCUCUGGUGGGUGCCUGAGUCUGCACGCUGGCUUCUGACCCAGGGCCAUGUGGAGGAGGCCCACAGGUACCUGCUCCGCUGUGCCAGGCUCAAUGGGCGGCCCGUGGGGGAGGACGGCCUGAGCCGGGAGGCCCUGAGCAAAGUGGCCGCCGGGGAACGGGCAGUCCGGAAACCUUCGUACCUAGACCUGUUCCGUACCCCACGGCUCCGACACAUCUCACUGUGCUGCAUGGUGGUGUGGUUCGGGGUGAACUUCUCCUAUUAUGGUCUGAGUCUGGACGUGUCCGGGCUGGGGCUGAACGUGUACCAGACGCAGCUGUUGUUCGGGGCCGCAGAGCUGCCCUCCAAGCUGCUGGUCUACCUGUCGGUGCGCCGCGCCGGACGCCGCCUCACGCAGGCGGGAUCGCUGCUGGGCGCGGCCCUGGCCUUGGGCGUCAGACUGCUGGUGUCCUCCGAGAUGAAGUCCUGGAGCACCGCCCUGGCGGUGAUGGGGAAAGGGUUUUCUGAAGCCGCCUUCACCACUGCCUACCUGUUCACUUCGGAGUUGUACCCUACUGUGCUCAGGCAGACCGGGAUGGGGCUGACUGCACUGGUGGGCCGGCUGGGGGGCUCUUUGGCCCCAUUGGCGGCCUUGCUGGAUGGAGUGUGGCUGUCACUGCCCAAGCUUGCUUAUGGGGGCAUCGCCCUGCUGGCUGCCUGCACCGCCCUCCUGCUCCCAGAGACAAGACAGGCACAGCUGCCAGAGACCAUCCAGGACGUGGAGAGAAAGAGUGCUCCAUUCGGUCUUCAGGAGGAAGAGAUGCCUAUGAAGCUGGUCCAGAACUGAGAGAGAUGAGGGGCAAGCCCUCCAGAGAGGCUCUGCAGCAGGGGCUAGGAGAGCAGAAGGGCAGGCCCUGUGCCUCAUGCUGGGGGCAUUAAGCCCUCUGCCUAGGGCUGGAGUGGCCACUGGUUCCCUCUCUCUGUGCUCAUCUAACCAUGACUAUUUGGCUUCUAGGAACAGUUUCCAGAAUGCAAUAGGCUGCUGGAGAUUCUGGGCAACCCUAUAAUGGCCAGAGGGGAUUCUGUAAAUAAAGGUGCCCCUUGGGUUAGGGAAGCAGCAAGGAGAUGUGGGAAGAGUCCUGGGUGGGAAAUCACUAAGGAAGCCCUGGGCUCUGAUCCCAGCUUCACCACUGACUUGCUGUGUGACCUUGGCCAUGUGGCUUUCCCUCUCUGGGUCUCAGUCUGUUCAUCUCUCAAAUGGCUAAUGAAGCUUUUUGGUAGUCCUUAUCACAAGACCUGUUGUCAUGCUCAAAUGAGGUGUUUCUUCUAGAGAUGGUGCUAAAGAAAGGACUAUUCUAUGAUGACUUCUGGUACCAGUGGGGCUGGUGGGCAUGCUGUCCACUGUGUGGUUCUGGGGCUGCCAAUGCCAGGUCCAGGAACCAGGGGACCAGAGUUCUUUGUUCCCAGGGCUGGCCCUCCUUCCUCUGAGGCACUCUACAGGGCAAUGCAUCUCUCCUACCCUCCAACCCACUGUCUAGUCCUCAUGCCCCAAGAAGAGUUGAGGGCAUGGAGGCCAACAUUUUAUUGGAGAAGCCAGAGACGCUGAUAUUCAAUAAACACAAGUUUUAUGAGUA